GCUGGGCGUCCUCGCCCCACACCCCAGCCCAGGCUGCCGAGGGGGACCAGGCAUUCUGGCUCCGUGGAGAGCCCAGGCGUCGUGGCCCAGCGCCCGCCGAGGUCCCCACAGCUGUCCAGGGUCCGCGUCCAUUCCCCCCCCUCCCCCCCCCACGCCGUGGCCUUUGCGAGCGGGAACCCGAUCCGCCCCUACUCCCCCCCCCGCCCAGGCCUAUAUCUGCCGUGGGGCCCGGUCACGUGGCAGCCGGGCUGCACGGGGCAGGCAGUGGACGGGCAGGGGGACAAGGACAGGGACGGCGCGGCCAUGACCACCCUCGAGAGCCAGGCGCCCUUCGGGAUGGCCUACAUGGCUGACGACUACAUGCAGCAGGAGGAGGACUGGGACCGCGACCUGCUGCUCGACCCAGCCUGGGAGAAGCAGCAGCGGAAGACCUUCACAGCUUGGUGUAACUCCCACCUGCGCAAGGCUGGGACACAGAUCGAGAACAUUGAGGAAGACUUCCGCAAUGGGCUGAAACUCAUGCUGCUGCUGGAGGUCAUUUCUGGUGAGCGGCUGCCGAAGCCAGAUAAGGGCAAGAUGCGCUUCCACAAGAUUGCCAAUGUCAACAAGGCCCUGGACUUCAUUGCCAGCAAGGGGGUGAAGCUGGUCUCCAUCGGGGCCGAAGAAAUUGUUGAUGGGAACCUCAAGAUGACGUUGGGCAUGAUCUGGACCAUCAUCCUGCGCUUUGCCAUCCAGGACAUCUCCGUGGAGGAGACGUCAGCUAAGGAGGGGCUGCUGCUCUGGUGCCAGCGGAAGACGGCCCCGUACCGCAACGUCAAUGUGCAGAACUUCCACAUCAGCUGGAAGGAUGGCCUGGCCCUCUGUGCCCUCAUCCACCGCCAUCGUCCCGACCUUAUUGACUAUGCGAAGCUCCGCAAGGAUGAUCCCAUUGGCAACCUCAACACAGCCUUCGAGGUCGCCGAGAAGUACCUGGACAUCCCCAAGAUGCUGGAUGCCGAAGACAUCGUCAACACCCCCAAGCCAGACGAGAAGGCCAUCAUGACCUAUGUGUCCUGCUUCUACCAUGCCUUCGCCGGCGCUGAGCAGGCUGAGACGGCUGCCAACAGGAUCUGCAAAGUGCUGGCUGUCAACCAGGAGAACGAGAAGCUCAUGGAGGAGUAUGAGAAGCUGGCCAGUGAGCUCCUGGAGUGGAUCCGUCGCACGGUGCCCUGGCUGGAGAACCGCACGCCCGAGACCAGCAUGGCUGCCAUGCAGCGCAAGCUGGAGGACUUCCGCGACUACCGGCGCGUGCACAAGCCGCCACGCGUGCAGGAGAAGUGCCAGCUGGAGAUCAACUUCAACACGCUGCAGACCAAGCUGCGGCUCAGCAACCGCCCUGCCUUCAUGCCCUCUGAGGGCAAGAUGGUGUCGGACAUCGCCAACGCCUGGAAGGGGCUGGAGCAGGUGGAGAAGGGCUACGAGGAAUGGCUGCUCACAGAGAUCCGGCGCCUGCAGCGCCUCGACCACCUGGCCGAGAAGUUCAAGCACAAGGCGACGCUGCACGAGAGCUGGACGCGGGGCAAGGAGGAGCUGCUCUCGCAGCGGGACUACGAGGCGGCCUCACUCACCGAGGUGCGAGCCCUGCUGCGCCGGCACGAGGCCUUCGAGAGUGACCUGGCUGCUCACCAGGACCGCGUGGAGCAGAUCGCCGCCAUCGCCCAGGAGCUCAACGAGCUGGACUACCACGACGCGGCGACAGUGAAUACGCGGUGCCAGGCCAUUUGCGACCAGUGGGACACACUGGGGACCCUCACGCAGAAACGCCGGGAUGCCCUGGAGCGCACGGAGAAGCUGCUGGAGACCAUCGACCAGCUAUACCUAGAGUUCGCCAAGCGAGCAGCCCCCUUCAACAAUUGGAUGGAUGGGGCCGUGGAGGACCUGCAGGACAUGUUCAUUGUGCACAGCAUCGAGGAGAUACAGACCCUGAUCACAGCCCACGAGCAGUUCAAGGCAACGCUGCCGGAGGCCGAUCGGGAGCGGAUGGCCAUUGUGGGCAUCCACGGAGAGAUCCAGAAGAUUGCACAGACGUAUGGCAUCAAGCUGAGUGGAGGCAACCCCUACACAUCCCUCACCCACCUGGACAUCAGCAGCAAGUGGGACAUGGUGAAGCAGCUGGUUCCCCACCGUGACCAGACACUGCAGGAGGAGCUCUCCCGCCAGCAGAGCAAUGAGCGGCUUCGGCGACAGUUUGCCGCCCAGGCCAAUAUCAUUGGGCCUUGGAUCCAGACCAAGAUGGAGGAGCUUGGCCGUGUCUCGGUGGAUGCCAGUGGCUCCCUGGAGGACCAGAUGAACCGCCUGAAGCAGCAUGAGCAGAACAUCAUCAACUACAAGUCCAACAUCGACAAGCUGGAGGGCGACCACCAGCUCAUCCAGGAGGCCCUGGUCUUCGACAACCGGCACACGAACUACACUAUGGAGCACAUCCGCGUGGGCUGGGAGCAGCUGCUGACCACAGUGGCACGGACAAUCAAUGAGGUGGAGAAUCAGAUCCUGACGCGUGACGCCAAGGGCAUCAGCCAGGAGCAGAUGAACGAGUUCCGGGCAUCCUUCAACCACUUUGACCGGAAGAGGAACGGCAUGAUGGACCCAGAUGACUUCCGUGCCUGCCUCAUCUCCAUGGGUUACGACCUGGGUGAGGUGGAGUUUGCCCGGAUCAUGAUGCUCGUGGACCCCAACAACACGGGGGUCGUCACCUUCCAGGCCUUCAUUGACUUCAUGACCCGGGAGACAGCUGAGACCGACACAGCCGAGCAGGUCAUUGCCUCCUUCAAGAUCCUGGCAGGGGACAAGAACUACAUCACGGUGGAGGAGCUGCGGCGGGAGCUGCCAGCCGAGCAGGCUGAGUACUGCAUCAGCCGCAUGGUGAAGUACGUGGGGGCCGACGCCGUUGCCGGAGCCCUCGACUACGUCUCCUUCUCCAACGCGCUCUACGGCGAGAGCGACCUGUGACCCGCCCCGGUCCGCCCGGGUCCGGCCGUGCGCAGCGUCGCGCGCGAUGAAGCAGCUCCGGCAGCCCCGCCCCCUGCUCGGCUCUGCCUGCGGGAGGGGCGGGGAGUAUGCAAAUAAA
This is a messenger RNA of Rhea pennata, 3106 nucleotides long. RefSeq names its product alpha-actinin-3. Gene Ontology annotation, molecular function: actin filament binding; calcium ion binding. Gene Ontology annotation, biological process: actin cytoskeleton organization; muscle cell development. The record is from RefSeq and is a predicted model, not a curated record. NCBI's taxonomy places the organism in Eukaryota, Metazoa, Chordata, Aves, Rheiformes, Rheidae. Gene Ontology annotation, cellular component: plasma membrane; cortical actin cytoskeleton; cell projection. The transcript has 21 exons. The coding region runs from base 304 to 2988 and encodes 894 amino acids.